Molecule: messenger RNA, 1209 nt
Organism: Dothidotthia symphoricarpi CBS 119687
Lineage: Eukaryota; Fungi; Ascomycota; Dothideomycetes; Pleosporales; Dothidotthiaceae
Exons: 2
Coding region: 438-1019 (193 amino acids)
Source: RefSeq, a predicted model, not a curated record
AGAAUCUAUGUCUUUGGCGCCUAUAUGCCCUGGGUCCCCGAGCUGCUACAUAUGGAGCCUCAGGCUGGCUGCGGCUGUGCCAUCGACCAGUGGCUAAUGGGACCAAUGGUAGCUGAAUACUCAGCAGUUUCGUUCUUGAUGAGUUGGCAGUCGAGACUUUGAUUCGUGCCCUUUGCGACGUCUGGAGUCUCGAGAAGCUCUGCCAUGUCUUGCACAGGCAGACAUAUCCAACAUGAGUAUACUUAGUACGGCGGCAACGUUUCCUGCUGUGUGCUAUAUAAUGGUCUCAGUUCUGCUCAGCUGUAGUCUCCAACAAUCAGGCAGGUCCAUCGUUCUAUUCUCUUACUACUUUCACUUCGAACAAUUCACCUUUUUCUCUUCUACCCAUACCUUUCUCUAUUCCAACGAGCUAGUCUCUUCGAUUUCAGUCAAUUACCAUGCAUUUUUCCACAAUCUUCGCCGCCACCGCCCUCGCUGGCGCAGCCAUCGCAGAGGAGCACUUCGUCGCUGUCAGCAACAAGACCGGCAGUCUUGUUUUCCAGCCUGAUAACGUCAAGGCUGCCGAGGGUGAUACCGUUACAUUUCGCUUCUGGCCCAAGAACCACUCCGUCGCCCAGGGUGCUUUCGGCUCUCCUUGCCAGCCUUUGGAUACCGGAUUCUGGUCGGGCUACGUACCCACUGUCGACACCCAGAACGUUGCAAACUGGACGUUCACAUACGAGGUCAAAAAUGCGUCGGUGCCAAUCUGGUACUAUUGCACACAAGGCAAGCACUGUCAAAACGGUAUGGUCGGUGUGAUCAACGGACCUGCUUCUGGCGCAAAGACUUUGGAAGCGUAUCGCAAUGUUUCUAAAAAUGCAGAAAACAAUGUUUCUCCCAACUCGAAGGCUGGCACUGGUGGUAAUCUCAAAGAUAACAGUACCUCAACCAACUUGGACACGACUGGCGCGGCGUCGCACCUCUCUGGCAGCCUCAUCUUCGCCGGUCUGGCGGGCACGUUCGCGUACCUUCUGAUGUAAGAUAUGAGAAGACGGGAUGACGGGAUGAAGAACAGAGAUACCCAUGUAGAAGGAUACAUUUGAAUGCCCAAUAAUCUACGACGGAAGAGAGAUUUAAAGCAUGUGGACGAAGACGGGGGAUUAGACUGGCGUUGAUCAAACAACUGAGUGUUAUACAAUUGCUUGAACCUCUACAUUUAUCACUUUGCGC